AUCUGUAAGAAAAAAUGUUAGGACGACUCCGCGAAUUGAGAUAUUAAGCGUUAAAGUUGAUAACUAUAAAGGUUAGGAAAUCUGUCAUCAACGAGAUGCAGCGACAUGUACGUACGAACAUAUUCUCUGCUUGACAAACAAUUUGUUCAACGACAAGUAGUCGUCAAUUUUAACGCUUAAUAUCUCGGUUCGCGGAGAACCGUUCUAACGUUUUUUUCUUACAGAUUCUUUCGUUUUGUGCAAAAACGCGUCGAAUGAGCCUAAUUUUAUCAAAAUCAGAGAGGAGGACUGUAUUCUAAAUAAUUACUGAAGUAUUAAUUAUCAUUAAUGUGUAUUUGUUCUCCUGCAGUUUAAAUGAUUAAUAAGAAUAUCAAAUAUGAGUUAUUUUAGCGAAUUGCAUCAAUUAUCGGAUAUUUCCAGUAUUUCUGCAAUCUCCCAAUCCAGUGGCAGAUUAAUUGAUAGAGUAAAUUCAUUGCAAAGUUUGUUAGACAAUUAUUCCAGUACUAUAAGAAGUAACAAUAAGUUUGUAAUAACCCAGGAAAUAACUGCGAUCGAAAAAACAAUAAAGUUGUUAGUAUUAUGCGAAGAAAGUAUAAGUGAACAUGUCAAAAUUAACAUUAUCUAUCAGUGUAUAAAGAAAGCAUCUUUGAAUCCCAAAGAUAUUUUUUCUAAAAGCACAGCUAGCAAAUUACAAAUGUUGCUUUCAAUUCAUGAGUUGGAUAAGUAUAUGCAUCUUCCUUCGACAACCAAAUAUAUGCAAGAUAAAUUGAUACUUUUGGGAAUUUGUGAUUUACCAUCAUGUCACUUAAAUUCCGAUGAAAAAUUAGAAGUGAAAUGCUGCAUCGAGACAAUGUUACGAGAAAUAAUACAUGAUACGAUACUGAAAUAUGAAGCCUUAGGAGGAAAUAUUAAGGAAACGUCAAAGAAUGACUGUAAGACACAUAACAAAUUCUUCGAAUAUUCCGAUGUGCCAGCAGUACAAUGGAAAAAUAAAAUUGAGGAUUUGAUUCUGCAAUGUGAAAAUGACUUGCUGAAAUAUAUAUACUUAAUGGACAAGUGGAACAAGCUGAAAUAUGAAGAUAUGAACCAAGCAUAUUUAGAAAAGACAGGUUAUUUAUUGCUGCAGGCACAAGUUGCAGAGUUACAAGCAAAGAUAACAAAACUUUCUUGCACAAUCAGAAUGUUCAAAGAAACUUCAACUACCGUUGAUGCUUUUAAAAUAUUACAUCAAUUAGUUGAAAAGAAAUUAAAAAUGGUUACAGAUGAAAUUCGCCAGAAGGAAGAUUUAAAGAAGCUGUACGACAAUAUGAAGGAUACAGAAUAUGAUCAGGUGUUAUUGAUCUAUUCACAGCUCUGCAAUGCAAUAAAGAAGAAAAAACAUAUCUUGGAUAUGUUGAAAUAGUUUUAUAAAUAAAUGGAAGAUUUAAUA
This is a messenger RNA of Acromyrmex echinatior (Panamanian leafcutter ant), 1429 nucleotides long. RefSeq lists its product as uncharacterized. The record is from RefSeq and is a predicted model, not a curated record. Lineage: Eukaryota; Metazoa; Arthropoda; Insecta; Hymenoptera; Formicidae.